Messenger RNA from Angiostrongylus costaricensis, 816 nucleotides. NCBI's taxonomy places the organism in Eukaryota, Metazoa, Nematoda, Chromadorea, Rhabditida, Metastrongylidae. The record is from the annotation of a GenBank genome assembly.
AUGACUGGGCAGGUUGAACAAGCUCAUGGUGGGCAUAUCCUCGUCAGCCUGAUAUUUAACCUGAGAAAAUCAUUCAAUGACUUUGGGAUAGAUUCCAAUCCUUAUGCUCCUUUGAAAUCGACAUCUCAGUCAACAGCUGAGUCAACACCAAAAUCUAUCGUCGAGUUUUUUCACUUAUUUAAUCAAACGCAGACGAGCUCACCAAAUCGUGUCACUAUCACACCGACAGGAACGUCACGUACGACGACCACUACAUCUCGUUUGACGUCAAAGUUACCCAAAAGAUCAGAUGACGCCUACGUUGAUCCUCAAAUCGGUUGUCGUGAAAUUUUGCCUUCCGGAUCUACAACCAGUGGAACUCCGAGGAAAGAUUACGUCGAAUCGCAAUACUUUCUGAAGCCAUCAGAGAAUCCAAAAGGUCAUCUGGUAACUGCAUCAAUGAAAAGACCACCUAUGGUCGAAGCUACAAGUACACUCAUCACCUCCACGAACACCACCACCAUCGCCACCCUCAAGCCACCUCCUACUCAGACUGUGAAAUUUAACAUGGGGCCGAUUUUGGGCAACCUAGGCAACCACCCUGAUUUGUUAGAGUGUUCUACACAAGAAACGACGAAAAGUCGUACCAACGUAUUUGAAUAUGCUACAGAAAAAGAGACUUUUAAAGAACAGCUUGGUGACAUUCAAUUAGUUAAAGCGAAGAGAGGACGAAACGUUCAAGAAAUUCUGAAAAGACUCCCAAUUCGAGAAUCGAAAACUAGCGACGAAAUUGUUUCUGAUUCGGUAGGUGUUGAAGUGGUCGACGUUUUGCGGUAA